Molecule: messenger RNA, 3092 nt
Organism: Gastrolobium bilobum
Lineage: Eukaryota; Viridiplantae; Streptophyta; Magnoliopsida; Fabales; Fabaceae
Exons: 5
Coding region: 452-2494 (680 amino acids)
Source: RefSeq, a predicted model, not a curated record
UCUGCUUUUUCUGGCUUUUCUUUCGUCCUACUCAUUACCCCCACUCUUCAUGGCAUCAUUUAGCAACCAACCAUUCCUUGUGACCUCUUUUAUGAUACUCUCUCACCAACUCGUGUUCGCUUAUUACUCCUUUCAUUAUUUUCUCAAAGUAAUUACUUCAUUUCCCAUUUAGCUGCUGCAUCACCAUGCUCACUAAAGCUUUCUCUAGCCACUGAUUACUCAAACCACUUUCCUACUUAGUUUGGUCUGCAAGGAAAGUGUUUUCUUGAAGGACAUUCUUUUCUUCUGUGGCCAAAACCAUUGUUUUCAUGCUGUUAUUCAAGAGAUUUUCAUGAUUGGAUUGGAGGUUUCUUACCAAAAUUUUUCAGGCCUCGGCGCUGAAAAUUAGUAUGUGAUAUAUUAUUGUCUUGGAAGAGGGCUGCACAGAACAGUUUUACAAUUUUGGAAGAAGAUGGCUGAAAGGAAAUUGAAUAUAAAUGCCCCUCUUAUGUCUGUGAGACGCUCUUCUGCUACUUCACCAUCCUUAACUGAAGCAAAGAAGAAGAUAUUGGAGAAACGCCACACUCUUCCAUACUACAAUUCAGACAAGUCCUUGGAUCAGGUAACAAAACCUGUUGCAGUUCCUUUCAAUUGGGAGCAUAUCCCAGGAAAACGCAAGGGUAAUGGUGGAUCUGAACCUCAACCUCCAAAGGAGGCUCCAAUUACUCCAAGCCCAAGGCUUCCCCCUGGAAAAUCUAUCAGGGCUACCAAACAGCCUUUGGAAAAGGAACGUAAAUUUGCAAAUAAAUUUAGGUCCUCAAAUAAAUCAAAGUCUUUAAAUAAAACUGUGGUUAAAGUAGAUUGUGAUAGAGAAAGAAAAGCUGAUAAAAAAGUUGAGCAAAGAAGAUCCAAUGUGGAGGAGGAUGAAGAGGAGGAGGAUGUUUAUUCCGAUGCCCUUGAAACACUGUCACCUACAGAAUCAUUCUCCAUGAACUGUAGUGUAAGUGGUGUAAGCGGGUUAGAUACUUUUGAUGCAAAGAAAUCUGGAACCUUUUCUACAGAUCAACAAACUAGAGACUUCAUGAUGAGUCGCUUCUUGCCUGCUGCUAAGGCUAUGACUUUACAGCCUCCUCAAUAUUCUUCAAAAAAGCAAUCUGUACUAGUAGAACAACAACCUAGAGAUGUUAACAAAUUGAUUCGCAUGGAAAAGAAGCCCUUGCUUGACAAUCAUACCACAGCUAUUAUACCAUAUACUGGCAAAUGUCAAGAGGAAGAAGAAAAUGAAGAUGAAGGUGAUCAUUAUGAUUAUGAUGACAACAACUCUGCUAAUAUCUCAGCUAAAGGUUGCGGGUUGUUACCCCAUUUACAUAUUAGGAACUCAUUGUGCUUAUUAAAUCCUAUGGCUGGGAUGAAAAUGAAGAGCCAGGUUCCCUUGUCUUCUGCCUGUGAGGUUAGGAAACCUAACAAAAGCUCUCAUGUUAGAUCUUUUAGCCCAGUUCCAGCUGUAAAGAAGGCUUGGGAUGCAAUUCACAAGAAUAAAUCAAGCUCUAGAGCUUCAUCACCUGAACUGCAAGAGGGUAGGAAAAAAUGGAGUAGUGAAUCAAACAGGUUUACUUACUCAGGUGAGUUAUCUCCCUUCUGUCGUUUAAGAGCUGCUGCAGCUGGUGUAUCUCCAUGUCGAAGCAAACCUCAAUCUCCCUUUCGCGGAGCAAAGUUGCUUUGUGAUUCUAAACAGGUUGAGAAUAAUCUAUCUGGCAAGUUGAAAUUCCACAGCACUGAACUUGGAAAUAUUCAGGAGGUGCUAUCUAAAGGAGCCAAAAGAAAUUCGUAUUCAGGAAGCCUCACAAUUGAAAAGACAUUGUACAUUGAUACUGCAAGUACAGUCAAAUUACCAUCUUCAAAUUUAACUUGUGUAGAUAACAAACGGAGGAUAGAUACUGUGGUUGAAGAAUUAGACAAGAGAAGGGGGAAAGAAAGUGAUUCCACCAUAGCAUCUUCUCAAGAUAUAAAACAUGCACAAGCUUUGGAAGAAAAGGACACAUUGGAUUCUAAAGUGUUAAGUUCAAUGGAUGCAAAUUCAACUUUGUCUAGUAUGUUACAUCUCAUGCCCAAAGAAGAUAAAGAUGAAGAAUUGACAACUGAUCAAGAUAUUAACCAAGAAUCCGCGUCCUUGCAACUUGUGCAAGGGACAUUUUCUGAAGAUUCAAAGAUAAACAACCAGCAGAUUGUGUUAGCUAAUGCUCCAGCAAAAGGUGGUGGUGAAUCUGCUGUGUCUCUUCUUCCCCCACCAUUGCCAAAAUCACCUUCUGAGUCCUGGCUUUGGCGUGCCCUGCCUUUAGUUUCCUUCAAGAAUUCAAAUCAUGGGACUCAAUCCCAUGCUAAAAGGCAUGAUUCGAAUACAACAUCCGGCAAUAUCAAGUGGGAAACAAUAGUGAAAACUUCGAAUUUGCAUCAUGAUCAUGUACGCUAUUCUCAGGAACUAACCACGCAUAAAUCUGAGCAUUCAAAAUCUUAGAGAUGGAAUUCAGUGACUUUACAUUCAUGUCAUGGUCCAAGCUUUUCGUGUCCUCUUUUUUAAUCACGCUUUUGAGAGAUAUCAAAAUCAUUUUUGGUGAUCAUCAAAAGGAAAGCUUCUUUUGGACUUGUGGCACUUUCGGUGGAUUCAAGAUUUCUUUACCUGGCCUAGAGAAGUGUGUAUCUGCCAGUAUUGUGUGCCUUUCGUUAUGUUAUGUUAAGUCUUCGCUUCUUACUGCUUGGUAAGAGGAAUGAUCCUAUAAGUUCCCAAAUCUGGUGCAAAAUCUUCACUUUUCAGGGAUCAGCAUUUUUGUUUAUGUCACUGACAUGAGUGAUUACUGUCAUUCGUGCUUAUUGAUUAUUUCCUUUCUUAUACUCAUAAAAAAAACAUUUCUUCAAAGCAUUUUAGUCUGUUUUUUCUUUGCACUUUCAGAAGCUUAUGUCCAAGUAUGUAAAACAGAUUAAUUCUGAACUGAGAUGAAUUUCAAGUUCUCAUGCAUUUGGAGUAUUUCUUGUCUGAUGUUAAUAGUAAACCUAGCACAGCAACAGGACAAAGUAUUUGUCAUCAAUUGCAGCCUAGAUAUGUUUGUAACCUAUAU